Messenger RNA from Arachis stenosperma, 351 nucleotides. RefSeq names its product extensin-like. The record is from RefSeq and is a predicted model, not a curated record. The transcript has a single exon. NCBI's taxonomy places the organism in Eukaryota, Viridiplantae, Streptophyta, Magnoliopsida, Fabales, Fabaceae. Bases 1 to 351 code for a protein of 116 amino acids.
AUGGGGAAGAAAGUUAUUGUUAAAAGAGCACCGCGUGAAAAGAUUCAUAAGCUUCCUAGACCAUCAACUCGCUCUCAAGACCCCACUUUCACUCCUUCACCCUCUCCUCCAACCUCUCCUCCUCGCACCACUCCCAUGGCACGAACCAAAAACACACCCAGACACCCUGCACCUGCCAAGCCGACACCACCACCAAAGGUCAAAACUUCUAAGCCAGGCUCCUCAAAACCUAGUUCUGCGAAGCCUAGCGCCUCCAAGGGCAAACGUCCGGCGGCUGAGGAACCUGUUCCCGAACCAACACAAGCCAAAUCCAGGUCGGUUCCUAUGCGCUCUCAACGAGGUAACACCUGA